UGUUUGAUGUAGUGUUAGUGCAUUAUUUAGGCUCUCUUGAUUUUCCUUUUCAUGUGGAUGUUUUAGGCCACGAGAACAUUCAACUUAAUUUACGGAUAGAAGUUAAAGGUAAUUUUUUUAUUAACACUUAUCUUUAUAAAUAGUAUGUAAUUAUAUUCCAUCGUAUUGUACGAUUGAUUUGUAGUAAUUUGUGUAAAACAAAAUUUAUAACCACGUGGCCAUCUUGUCUUGGUAUCAUCUAAUUCACGACGUCCAUUGCCUAACGGUGUGUCCGGAUUCAUUUCAAUUACUAACUAUAAUUAAUUUUCUUUUAGUAAAAUGCAGAUCUUCGUGAAAACGUUGACCGGGAAGACGAUUACUCUCGAAGUAGAGUCAUCGGAUUCCAUCGAAAAUGUGAAGGCCAAAAUUCAAGAUAAAGAAGGUAAACACGUUAAAAAUGUAUAAUAAUUCUUAUACUGAUGUAGUAUUUGUUUUUUAAAGUAGAUAUUAUAAUAUUCAACAUUUUUCUAUUGAUUAAAUCUGAAAAAAAAAAUUGUUUGUAUCACUCGUUAAAUCUGAUUUAAAAUGUACAUUUUUAUUAAUUUUAAAUGUUUAGUUUGGUUAAAUAAUUGGAUUUAAUAGACCUAAAUUUAUUUAAAGGCUCAACGUUUAGCUUGAAAGAAGGUAUCAUGUUGAUUUUCAAACUAAAAUAUUGUUAUAAUAUAAUUUAAUAAUUUUUAUUUUAUUAGACAUUAAACAUUUAAAUUAAAUAAUACUAUUAAUUUAAAAAAAGUGCUGUAAAAAUGUAUUCCCCGUUACUUGUGUAAUUCAUGUGAAGAAUAAGACUAUGUUCAGUGUAUUCAUAACGCAAUUCUCUCGGAUAUUUUUAAAUUCUCGCAUCCGUUUUAAUAUAAUUUUAAAUCUAUGGAUACAGUCUCUUGGUGCUCUUUGUUUUAUUAUCUAUAAUCAUAAUACAUUUUUACUAAUAUGAAGACACCCGUGAGAUGAAUUAUCAGAUCAAAUAGAAGUUUCGGGCGAGGGUGGCCAACCCAAAAUAGUUAAUUUGACAGAGAGAAAAAAAAACAUUUUUACUGCUCUGCUUUUAUAGAUGAUUUAUAAUUUUUUUCAAGUAAGCCAUUUUGAGCCUUUUUACAUAGACACAUAAUACCUACAUUUAUUAUUUUAAAAUUACUAUUCAAAUGUUUUAGGUAUUUCUUUCUAAUUAUAUAUUUAUGAACUUAGGUGUGUCUUAAUUGAUUUUAAAUGAAUCUAAUACUUAUAUAAAUUACGUACUUUAAUAUUUGAUUUACUUUAGUUGACUGAAAUUAUCAGUUAUUGUAUUGAUAUUUCAUGGUAUAUCAUCAAAAUAUUUGAAUUAAAUUGAAUUUUGUAGCAAUUAUAUAAUAACAUUAAAUACUAUUUAUUUGAUAAUUAUUUUUUUUUUCAUUUAACUACAAUUAAGGCAACUAUUAUCACUUGAUUUUUAUUUCUUAAAAAUAAAAUUGAAGAAAAAGGUACCUAAAUAUAAUAUUUUAUUUAAUAUUAAAAUUUUUGAUGUUGCCAUGUUUUUCAGUACCUACAAUUUAUGUAGAAUAUAAAUUGAUUAUUUUUAUUCAACUUUGAUUUUAUUGUAAUGCCCAGUUUAUACAGUAUGUAGUUGCGUAGUACUUGUCACUUACACUAAUACCUAAAAAUAGGGCAUGUGGAAGAGAAAUACGGGUGAAUAAUAUCAAGUUUUAUUACUAACAACAAGUAGCUACUCUCUCCACGACUACACUAUUCUUGUGACUGCCAGUUGGUACUUAGUAAUUGUGAUAAAAAUUGUAGAGUUGUACACUUAUACAUGUGGCCAAGUAGUCUUAAUACAAAUGGCAAGUAUUAUUCAUCGGGUAAACCAAGCAUAAGUAUUAUUUACAUGGCAUUCAUGUUGCUAAAAUAACUGAUCAAAAUAUAUAACCUUUAUUUUACUUUCCCACACUCGUUUUAUUGUGAACUAUUACUGUAUGAAAAAAAAUAUAUCAAUAUGUAUACAUUUUACAAUUUAAAGAACAAAACAAAAUUUAAAUAAAUAUUCCUAUUCUAAAAAAUAUUAAUAUUAUUUAUUUAAAUAAAAAAUUACUUAGAUAUAUUUUGAUGUAGAAUUGACAAAAUAUUAUAACCUCUAAUGUGAUUUCUAAAUAAAUACUUAAAAAUGGCCUUCAUCAUUUUUAGGUAUUCCUCCUGAUCAGCAACGUUUGAUAUUUGCUGGAAAGCAACUUGAAGAUGGACGUACUCUUUCGGACUACAAUAUUCAAAAAGAAUCUACCCUCCAUUUGGUUCUUAGACUGAGAGGAGGUGCAAAGAAACGUAAGAAGAAGAAUUACUCUACACCCAAAAAGAUCAAGCACAAGAAGAGGAAGAUUAAGUUGGCUGUAUUGAAAUUUUACAAAGUAAAUAAUUGUUUUUUUGGGUUUUUUUUUUAUUUUUUAUUAUUAUUGCCUUAUAUUUUAUUUUUUAUUAUUAUUGCCUUAUAUUUUAAUUAAUUAUUUAAUUUGUUUUAAUUUAGGUUGAUGAAAAUGGAAAAGUUAUCCGUUUGAAGAAAGAAUGUACAUCUGAAAACUGUGGUCCUGGUGUAUUCAUGGCAGAUAUGCCAAACAGACACUAUUGUGGCAAAUGUACUGCUACUUUACCUAAAUAGACACAACUAUUGUAUGUUUUGAAUACAUAAUAUAAAACAUUUUAAAAAAAAAAAGUUUAAUUUUUUUUUUUAAUACAAUUUUACAAUGAUUCUUUCAAUGUCCAACAGUUCGAAUAGUUAUAAUCUGAAUAUGUACUAUAGGUAGAGUGUUCAGGUAUAAAUUACUAGAUUAAAAAAGUGAUUAUUAUUUUUUAUUGAAAAAACUUCUAUUUUUAAUAAACUAUGUAAAAUAUUAUCUUUUAAUGCAAGGAUAAAAGUUAGUCACCUUUUAAGUUUCUUCGUACAAUUUUAUAAAAAAUAAUUAUUGAUAUUUAUUAUGAAAUCUUCAUAUAUAUAUUAUUAUAAUUUGCUAUGUGGCGGAAAAGAAAUUUGAAGUCAUAUAAGUUUAACCUAAUACUAUCAAAGGUUGGCAUACUUUUAAACAAUUAUUUCACUCAUAAUUAUUUAUUUUUAAAUUAUCGUUAAAUUCUUUAAUAAAGCCUGGUUGUUAACCUAUCAUAAUAUUUUAAUUAUUACCUACUACUAUUGAUGUUAAAUAAGUGUAUUUUUUGUCAAUGGAAGUAACUGUUUAGUCACUUUUCUCACUUAUUUUCAAGUCAUUGACCACUUCCAUCCCUGUUUAAUGAUAUAUAAAAAAUAUAAUUAUUAGGUAAAGCUUAAAAAAUAAUAAAUCAGUAUUUUUUUUAAAUUUUAUCACAGUUUUACAAAAAAAAAUUUUUUCUAAUAAUAAUAUGAUUUCUUUGAAGGUUAAAGUUUAUCCGAAAACAAAUUUUACUCGUGGAGAUCAACUGACUAACCUGCUGCUAACAAAUUACAAAUACUAUGUAGAAAUGUGGACACAAAAAGAAAGAUAAGUGAAAAUACAGGGUAGUUUUUUUAUAAACCAGUAAUUUUUCUUGAAGGAUUUUAAGUAAAUUUGUUAAAUAGUUUUUUUAAUCAUUGUGGAAUUGUUUGGGCAUUAUUUUAAAAUCAUUUUUAAUUUUUUACCUCCACUACGUAUACCUUAAAUAAUUAUAUACAUUUUAACACUAAUAUUUGAUUUACCGUUCAUAAGUUUAAAGUUUGAACCAGAAGAGUAGGGAAAAAUAAUAAAUUGCAUAAAAUCUAUUUUCAAAUGAUUAAUGUAUAACUUCCAUAUUCCUUCACUCUAACUUUGUAUGAUAAAUUGAUAUUAGUGUUAUGAAUAUUAAAAUUUCUAGAAAAAUAUUUUCCAUUCAAAUCUGUGUUACUAUUUUAAAAACAAAAGUACUUAUUUAAGGUAUAUGGAGUGGGUUUAAAAAUUUAAAAAUGGUUUUAUAAUUAAGCUUAAAUGAUUAAACAAGAACAGAUGACACAUUCACUUAGAAUCCCUCUAGAAAAGUGCUGAUUCAUGAUAAAUCAUUCUAUAUACACGUAUUGUAACUUAUUAAUUUGCAACUCUUCCGACAGGCCCAUAGCCUGGGGGAGCCAUUCUUAGCUUCCUAGUAUUUUUAUCAGAAGAUGGCUAUUUUAAAAUUAAUCAUUAUAUUGGAAAAAAAUGUUAUGGAUUAUGAUAUUGUUUUUUUGUAAUACCUCCCUAUAACUUUUCAUUCCUCUCCACCCUCUGAAAAAUUGAUCUGGGUCCAUAGUCGUUUAUAGGCUUUUAUGACAACAACCAAAAAUAACGUUAAUGUUCGAAUACAAUACAUAUACUUGGACCUAUAUAUUAGUUAUCAUAUUGCUAUAUAAUAUCAUUCUACAAAUUAUAUAAUUUUUUAAUACGGGACAAUUUAGUAUCCUGUAUAAUAUGGAACAGUUUGCCACUCUAAGGGUCUAUAGGUCUAGAUUUGUAUACAAUCUAAGGGCAUUAUAAAAGCCAAUCAAAUGAUCUGUUUGUACAUUUAAAUAAAUAAUUUUUAUUUACAAUUAUUUUAUGAAUUGCAGCAAAAUAUACUAAAGUACCAAAUGCAC
Molecule: messenger RNA, 4585 nt
Organism: Cinara cedri
Lineage: Eukaryota; Metazoa; Arthropoda; Insecta; Hemiptera; Aphididae
Source: the annotation of a GenBank genome assembly